AUGGGGGAUGACGAGAAGCCACUGCUGACUCGGCGUCAGGUCCGCGCGAUUCUCGAGAAGCACGCCACCCUCCUCGGGGAGAUCUCAGAAGACGGCCAGCUGCUGCCCGUUGCCGCGGGCGGCGCCGGCGGCCGCGGCAGCUCGACGUCGCCCUCCAAGCCCUACGGCCCCGCGUCGCGCGAGCGGGAGGACGGGCGGCCGGGGGAGCGGCGCGUGCUGCUGCUGGAGACGCGGCUGCUGGCGGACGUGGUGCUGGUGGGGCUGCCCAACGUCGGCAAGAGCAGCCUCGUGGCCGCGCUGACCGGCGCGAGGGCGCAGGUAGGAGGCGGGGGCGGGAUGCCCGCGGCCCCUCCUCGUCACCCCCCCCCUGGGGCCCCCAAGCCCCGGCUCCUCCACUGCUUCGCAACCGCCUGA
Molecule: messenger RNA, 414 nt
Organism: Monoraphidium neglectum
Lineage: Eukaryota; Viridiplantae; Chlorophyta; Chlorophyceae; Sphaeropleales; Selenastraceae
Exons: 2
Coding region: 1-414 (137 amino acids)
Cellular component (GO): mitochondrion
Molecular function (GO): GTP binding; GTPase activity
Source: RefSeq, a predicted model, not a curated record